Molecule: messenger RNA, 1808 nt
Organism: Folsomia candida
Lineage: Eukaryota; Metazoa; Arthropoda; Collembola; Entomobryomorpha; Isotomidae
Product: vesicle transport through interaction with t-SNAREs homolog 1B
Exons: 4
Coding region: 1088-1723 (211 amino acids)
Biological process (GO): intra-Golgi vesicle-mediated transport; intracellular protein transport; vesicle fusion with Golgi apparatus
Cellular component (GO): ER to Golgi transport vesicle membrane; endoplasmic reticulum membrane; SNARE complex
Molecular function (GO): SNAP receptor activity; SNARE binding
Source: RefSeq, a predicted model, not a curated record
AACUUACAUCUUUUAGGGAUCCACAAUUAUCAGGUCCAGAUUUGAGUUCACCACUUUCACAAUCCUUUGUUAUUAACAAGGAAUUUCCCAGAAAGUAAAUUUGGUUUAGUUCUUUGUUAAAAUGCGUCGUACGAAACUAAUCUAGUUACAGUCGAUGUGGGUGGACUUUUUGUACACUUUUUUGCGUAUUUAUGUGUGUUAUUGCGACUUUUUAACAUGUACAAAGACUUUUUACCUUUUCUUUGUACUAAUUUUACUUUAUUUAUGUAUUGCUUUUUAAAACGAGAAACUUUACCAGCUUCUUUUUAUUUACUACAGACUUAUUCUCACCAUAUGAUCAUAUCUGCUGUGUGAUUACGUCUGUCUGUCUAAUGUAAUGUGCUAUUUGUUGCAAAAUUAUAUCCUUGAGCUGAACUUCAGCCUCAAAUCCCUACUACUGCUCUGUUGUUGUUGGCUAGUUGGUAGAUUGGCAAAAUUGCACACUCAUUUCAAUAUGUAUUGCAAACUUCUUCUGCGUAUCCCAAUCGCAAAAUCCUUUCAACAACUGUAAGUAUACGUGAAGGAUAAAAAGUAAACACGAAUGAGUUUAUGUGGUGGUGGAUGAGAUGAGACGAGGGUGGUGAUAUUUUGGCUGUGACGCACAUUUUAUAUUAUUCGACCAGAUGAUCUGUAAUUCAUUAACAUUUGUUUUUUUAAGCGAGGUAAAAAUAAUAAUAAUAAAUUGAAAAAUAGUGUGAAAGUAUUCGUAUAAAGUAAGAAAAAUAUAGUGAAAGCACAGAGUUUCACGGUGAAACUUUCACCACGCAUUCCGAAUAAAAGUGUAAAGCUUUGACGGCGUUUUAGAUUUAGACGAGUUGUAAAAUCAGCUGUACUAUUUAGUAGUACGCACUACGCAUUCAACAUGUGUUAUUAUUUAUUUUUUUGACAUAUGUAUAUACAAUGUAGCAGCACACCUUUGGCUAAUCUUCCCUUUUUGAUUUUGACUGACAAUAAGGUGCGAAUUUACGCAAUACAUCUGUAAUUACGGUGUAAUUUCCAGAAAAUAAGGUUCAACUACUGGUCUAAUUGAAAAGUCUACAGAUACAAGAUGACAUCUUCAGAAAUGUUUGAAACCUUGGAGGAAGAACUUCAGAACUUGUGUGACACGAUCGAGUCCCGAAUUGAUAACAAGUUAGUGGGCAGCCCGUUUGGUGAAAGUAGGAAAAAGUUGACAAGUGAGAUCGAACGAGACCUGCAAGAAGGUCAAAAUUUAUUGCGCCAACUAGAAUCCGAGGCCCGACUUGCUCCUGUCCCUUAUCGACAUGAGUUAACAGCAAAGAUAAGCACCCACCGACAAAAUGUGAGCAAGCUGAAUAACCGAUAUCACGGCGUGUUAGGAAGUUUCGGAGACCGGAAGAACUACAUGCCCGACCCGAGACGCACAGUUUUAGAAGGUCAGAGAGCCCUUGAGCGCACGUCGGACAGUAUCGCUCGAUCUACUGCUGUCGCAAUUGAGACUGAACAGAUUGGAAAUGAGGUUAUCGGAGAGUUGGGGACGCAAAGGGAAACGUUAGUGAGGACAAAAACACGUUUGGUGGACACGGAUGUUGAGAUUUCAAGAAGUCGAAAAAUCCUCCGCUCCAUGUAUAUAAACAUGAUUUACAACAAGAUAAUUCUUCUAGGGAUUAUUGUGAUUGAGGUGCUGAUCUUAGCAAUUAUUAUAUAUUGGAAAUGGUUUCGUUAAGUCAGACGCUUAAUAAAAUUAAUUAACGAAUAAUACAAUAUCCUACAUAUAUAUUAAUGUAACAACGGGUUGGAAACAAUCAAUC